Molecule: messenger RNA, 948 nt
Organism: Rosa chinensis
Lineage: Eukaryota; Viridiplantae; Streptophyta; Magnoliopsida; Rosales; Rosaceae
Product: probable fatty acyl-CoA reductase 5
Exons: 7
Coding region: 1-948 (315 amino acids)
Biological process (GO): long-chain fatty-acyl-CoA metabolic process; suberin biosynthetic process
Cellular component (GO): intracellular membrane-bounded organelle
Molecular function (GO): alcohol-forming very long-chain fatty acyl-CoA reductase (NADP+) activity
Source: RefSeq, a predicted model, not a curated record
AUGGAGUUGGAUAGCAUUCUAGGAUAUCUGGAGAGCAAGACCAUCUUAGUUACUGGAGCCACUGGCUUAUUAGGAAUGGUAUUUGUGGAGAAGAUACUAAGGGUUCAACCAAAUAUUGGAAAGCUCUACCUUCUUAUAAGAGCUUCUGAUGCCAACUCUGCCACACAUCGCAUGCGCAAUGAGAUUAUAGAGAAAGAGUUAUUUAGGGUUCUUAGAGAAAAAUGGGGCACAGAUUUUGAAUCCUUCAUUUCAAAAAAAGUAGUUGCUAUUCCGGGAGACGUAGCUUCUGCAGAACUAGGAGUGAAAGGAUUUGAAUUGAGGGAACGAAUGUGCAAUGAAAUACAAAUUAUACUUCAUUCUGCAGCAACCGUGGAUUUUAAUGACAGGUAUGAUAUUGCUUUGGAUGUGAAUACAUUUGGGGUUCUGCAUGUGUUGAACUUUGCGAAGAAGUGUUUGAAACUAGAAAUGCUUGUUCACAUAUCAACUGCUUAUGUGGGAGUCGGAAGGAGUGGCCUUAUACUGGAGGACUCCUCUCCAAUGGAUGAGCUGAUAAAGGAAAUCACUAAAUCUGACUUGAAAGUAUUGGAAAGGAAUAUGGCGGUGGACAAAUUAAAUGAACUAAAAGCACAAAAUGCUUCAGAAAAGGUUAUUACGAAUAAAAUGAAGGACCUGGGCGUUGCAAGGUCAAAGUUGUAUGGUUGGCCAACUACUUAUUUGUUUACAAAAGCGAUGGCAGAAGUAUAUCUUGAACAAUCAAAAGGUAAUUUACCCAUUACCAUCAUACGCCCAACUGUAGUUACGAGCACUUACAAGGAACCAUUUCCAGGUUGGCAUCAAGGUUACAGAACCGUUAAUAGCGUAAUCGGUACUUUUUGGAAAGGGGCACUGACAUGCUUGCCUAUAGAUCCUACAGCUGUAAUGGAUUUGGUGAGUUUCAUACCAUUUUAG